AAUAUUCCCCAUAAACCCUAACCCCAAACUCCCCAACCUAAGACAAAAGCACUUGUUUUCUUUCUGUCCAAGCAAAUUUUCCACCAUAUAUUUUCCUCAGAAAUCAUUUCCGCUCUUCAAUCCCAAUCCAAAUCCCUUCUCCAUCAAUUCUCUUCCGUCAUGUUCGCUCACAGGGUCUUGUCCCGUUCCUCUGCCACCCUUUCUCGAAGCUUCACCCUUUUCUCUGUUUCACGAAAUUCCCAACCUUCAUCCACCACCCUCUCCAAUCAUUUCCAUUCCCUCCUUCACCCAUCACCCAACAAGCUGAUUCCAGUUCAAGCCAGUUUGCUGAAUCCAAUGAAUUCAUCUUUGACUUCGAGAUUCGGAUUUUCUUCAACAGCCUCACCCGAACCUGCAAGUGAAGAAGCAAAGGUAACUGAUCAGUCUGAACAAGCCAAAGCUGCGGAUCAAACCAAAGAAUCAGAUAUAGAGAGUGAAUGUGAUCUAUCCAGGGAUGACUUGAUAAAGCUUGUUGCUGAGAAGGAACAACUUUUGAAGUUGAAGCACAAGGAAAUUGAGAAAAUGCAGGAUAAAGUUCUGCGAACUUAUGCAGAGAUGGAGAAUGUCAUGGACAGGACAAGGCGCGAAGCAGGGAAUUCGAAAAAAUUUGCUAUACAGAAUUUUGCGAAGAGUUUACUAGAUGUUUCUGACAAUUUAGGAAGAGCUUCCUCAGUUGUAAAGGACAGCUUUUCGAAAAUUGAAACUCCUAAGGAGUCUUCUGAAGCAGCACAACUCCUGAAAACACUUCUAGAAGGUGUUGAAAUGACAGAGAAACAACUUGCAGAGGUACUUAAAAAGUUUGGUGUAGAAAAAUUUGAUCCUACAAAUGAGCCAUUUGAUCCACACAGGCACAAUGCCAUCUUCCAAAUCCCUGAUGCUUCCAGGGCCCCGGGCACUGUUGGACUUGUUCUGAAGGCAGGAUAUAUGCUCUAUGAUCGAGUUCUUCGUCCAGCCGAAGUUGGUGUCACUCAAGAAGUGGAGGAUAACAAAGCAUCUGAGUGAUGAUGGCAUGAAGAAAUGCUUGAGUAGUGGGUUCUUAUUGGAUACCAUUCAAUGUUUUUCGCAACAUGCUUUUUCUCAACACUAGUUCUCUUUUGCUGGACUCUAUUUUGUCCUGCACGGGAAGGAAUUCUUUUCUCCUACUAUUGUUCGGAAUUUUAGUUUUCAAUAACUAAAUACCAUGUACGAUGAGCUUGAUUCCAUGAGAUUUUGGUAGUUGUAUACAUGCUAUUUGCAUGUUCAUUAUAGUAACAUCUUUUGUAGUGGGACCUCUUCAUACCCGCACUCAAUUCAGGAGUUCUAGUUCCUUUCUCUUUGCAAAUCAUAAUUUACAUGUGGUGAAGAACACUCAAUUAUAAGAUUUGAAGAUAGUCAACA
Molecule: messenger RNA, 1416 nt
Organism: Cajanus cajan (pigeon pea)
Lineage: Eukaryota; Viridiplantae; Streptophyta; Magnoliopsida; Fabales; Fabaceae
Gene: AR192
Product: Co-chaperone GrpE family protein
Biological process (GO): protein folding; protein import into mitochondrial matrix
Cellular component (GO): PAM complex, Tim23 associated import motor
Molecular function (GO): protein-folding chaperone binding; adenyl-nucleotide exchange factor activity; protein homodimerization activity
Source: RefSeq, a predicted model, not a curated record